Messenger RNA from Ricinus communis (castor bean), 4776 nucleotides. RefSeq lists its product as uncharacterized. Gene Ontology annotation, molecular function: protein binding. The record is from RefSeq and is a predicted model, not a curated record. NCBI's taxonomy places the organism in Eukaryota, Viridiplantae, Streptophyta, Magnoliopsida, Malpighiales, Euphorbiaceae. The transcript is spliced from 11 exons. The coding region runs from base 181 to 4197 and encodes 1338 amino acids.
AUAAUUUUGAACCAAACAAACAAACCCCACACCACCUUUUAUUUAUUUGUUCGUUCAUUUAUUUUAUUUAUUAGACUCCAUCCAUUCAAAUUUAAUGCCCAAUCAUUGCCUAAAUUAACUACCGUUUGAUUUGAUCAAACACUGUUACCAGCCAUCUGAUUUCAUGACUCCCACUUUGACAUGUCGCCACCGGCGUUGCUAGACACCGGGGGAUUUCCGAUUCAAAAACCUAUUAAUCUCAACGGUCAGGUUUCUCAUCCUUUAUUUUUAUCGUCUCUUAUUAUUGUUGCCUCUUCUUUAAAUUCCCGUUCUCAAUCUAAACAAACUUUCUUAUCAAACGCGAUGAACCCAUCAAGUUUCGGUGAUUUAAAUUCUGGAUUUUCAAGCUCAAGUGGAAAUGCUCAAAAUUUGAGCUUUAACUCGCCUUCUAUUCCUCGAUCAUGUGGCAAGCCUCUUUCCAAGCCCAGAUUGCUGAAAGUUAGAAGGCAAUCGAAUUCUCAGAACUUGAAAUCAGCAGCUGACACCUGGGCUGGUCCCGGAUUUAAUCCGUUUCGACCCGUUUCGAGCCCUACUGAACAUGAUGUUUCUAGUGAAUUCGGGUUUGGUAAUAGUAGAAGUGAGGCAUUUGAUUUUGGAGUGAGUAAAGGUUGUGAUGUGGGUGUCAAUCCAGAUUCUAGGAAGUGGAAUGUGGAGAAUGAAGUGGUUGAACAAAUGAAAAAUGUGAGAAUUGAGAGUGGAAAUGUGUUCAUAAAUAAUAAUUUAAAUGCGAGUAAUAGAACUAAUUUUGUGUUUGGUAGUGAUCAUCGUAAUGAAAGUCCCGGUAUUGAUGAUAACAUGAAGAAUUUGAACAUCAAUGAUAACGAGAUCAAUGACAAGGUUGUUGAUGAAAGGACCAAUGGUAUUGCCAAAUUUAGGCUCAGAAGUGAUGACAAUGUGACGUCAAGACUACCGAAUGAGUUGAAUAAGAAACUGAAUAUCAAAGAGACAGAAGGUGGUACAAAGGUUAGUGAUGCAUUUACUGAAAGCUUGAAGAGUGCAAUUCCUGAUCAGAUUAAGAACUUGAACAUCAAUGAAUCUGCAGAUGGUAAUGAGACUGAUAAUAAGAGUUCUGUGAUGGAUGGUUGUGCUUCUGUAAGCAGGGAAGGGACUAGGAGUUAUGUAGGUGGAGAAAGAGAAAGUAUACUGUCGAGUGAGAUGGAGUGCAAGUUGAACAUGGGAAGUGCAAUUGAAGAAUCUUCUGGUCAUGCAGAGACUGGGUUUUCUUCUUCUCGAAUCUUUGAAGAAGAUAUGCAAACUGGAAACAGGAAUGAUAAAAAGUUCCACGAUUUUAGUAAUAGGAUUCCCACGGAAUUUACUUUUAUGGAAGGAAUGCAAGGCAGGGAAGCAAUUGGCAGUCAAUUUCAUAUGAAUCAACCAAAUGUUGAUGCACAACCGAGUGGCGUUGGAGGAACAUCAUCUGCAUUCUUAUCAAGUGGCUUAGCUGCUGGAUAUGCUUUUGGAUUGCUGCCAACGGGUAGAGUGGAGAAGAGAGAUGGAUUUAUAUUUACAAGCAAGCAAGAUGGUGUUGGAUCACCCUUUGUUGAAUUUAAAACACCAGAUCCUAAGGGAAAUAUAUUCUCUUGCUUAAAUCAGAAAGUGGAAGUCAGUGCAAAGUUUAAAGACACAAAGUUGAAGAAAAAAAAGGGGAAGUUGAAGCAACCUACCAAAGUCCAUCUAUGGCCUGGACAAGAUUUUGUUUCAAGGGAAAGUGGAUCUCGAGAAAUUCCAGAGCCUUCUGAUUCUUAUUCACCAAUGGAUGUUUCACCAUAUCAGGAAACAUUAUCUGAUACUCAAUUUUCCAGGGAAACUUCAGUUGCGUCCGAGGAGUCUUUAGUUCCUGAUAACCAAAAUUCAUCAACUGAUUUCCCGCCAAUUGUUUCCAGUGAUGCCAUAGAUGAGGAUUUAAUUGUUGCAACACAACAAAUGAAUAUAAAUGAAGAGGAUGUGAAUCUGACAGAUACAAAAAGAGAAAGUUCUGAUAAAGGCAGUGGUGCUGAGAAUCCUCCAGAAGAGUCUAUAUCCGGGGCUGAAACCGAAAGCUUUAAAUCUGCAAAUGAGGAAAUAGACUUUAUUAAUGAUAUUGUGGUUACAUCAGCUGAAAAUGAGGCCAGUUCAAGCACAAACAUUGAGAGGCAAGACAGUGAUGUAAUAAAGUCUAGUUCUCCUGCAAGUUCACAGGAUAUGGGUGGUUCAGGUUUCACUUUUAUUGCUGCUUCUUCUCAAGCAUCAUCAAACCGUCAGAAUAAAAAAAAGAAUUGCGGUAAAGUUGGUCAUGAUCCCUAUAAUUUCAGCCUAAAUGCAAAAGUUCCAUAUGCAUCUUCUUCUUCACAGUUUACUUCAUUGCCUGUGUCCCCUCCCCUGGGCAAGAAAGUUGGUCUUUCCACUCCAAUACACAUGGUUGGGGAAAAUUCCGAGGGGUCUAGAGGACAGGAGAUCAAGCAAGAGUCUGAUUUAAUUUCUGCUGUAUCUGUUGCUGCUCAAGAAGCAUGUGAGAAAUGGCGAUUAAGGGGAAAUCAAGCAUAUACACAUGGGGAAUUGUCUAAGGCAGAGGAUUGUUACACACAAGGUAUAAAUUGUGUUUCUAGAAGUGAGACUUCCAGAAGCUGUCUCAGGGCAUUGAUGUUGUGCUAUAGCAACCGGGCAGCUACACGCAUGUCUCUUGGAAGGAUCAAAGAUGCACUACAAGAUUGUAGGAUGGCUGCUGAAAUUGAUCCAAAUUUUUUAAGGGUGCAAGUUAGAGCUGCAAAUUGUUUCCUGGCACUGGGGGAAGUUGAAGACGCAUCACAGUAUUUCAAGAAGUGUUUGCAGUUAGGAAGUGACAUGUGUGUGGAUAGGAAAAUUGCAAUAGAAGCUUCCAGUGGACUCCAAAAGGCGCAGAAAGUGUCUGAAUGCUUGCAACAUGCUGCUGAACUUUUGAAAAGGAAGACACCCAAUGAUGUAGAGAGUGCUCUGGAACUAAUUGCAGAGGGUUUGGUUAUAGGUCCAUACUCGGAGAAAUUACUUGAAAUGAAAGCGGAUUCUCUUUUCCUGCUGCGGAAAUAUGAGGAGGUAAUUCAGUUGUGUGAUCAGACUUUUGAUUCUGCUGAAAAGAACUCUCCUCUACUAGAUACUGGUUACCAGUCAGCAGAUCUGGAUGGUACUCAACUUACAAAAGACUCCUCCUUUUGUCUCUGGCGAUGCCAUCUAAUUCUGAAAUCCUAUUUCUAUCUUGGAAAGCUGGAGGAGGCUAUUGCUUCACUAGAAAAGCAAGAGGAGCUGAUUGUGAAGCGGUGUGGUAACAAGAAGAUUGAAUCAUUAAUACCCUUAGCUGCCACUGUACGAGAACUACUGCGCCAUAAGGCUGCAGGAAAUGAAGCAUUUCAAGCAGGGAAGCAUUCAGAAGCUAUUGAAUAUUAUACUGCUGCCUUGUCAUGCAAUGUUGAGUCACGGCCUUUUGCGGCUAUUUGUUAUUGCAAUCGAGCUGCUGCAUACAAAGCAUUGGGCCUUGUUACAGAUGCUAUUGCCGACUGCAGCCUGGCAAUAGCUCUUGAUAAAAAUUAUCUGAAGGCAAUUUCCAGAAGAGCCACUUUAUAUGAGAUGAUUAGGGAUUAUGGACAAGCAGUUAGUGAUCUUCAGAGACUUGUAGCUGUUCUCACUAAGCAAGUAGAGGAGAAGACGAGUCUGUCUGGAUCAUCUGAUAGAUCGGGAAACUUGGCAAAUGAUCUAAGACAAGCUCGCAUGCGUCUUUCCACAAUUGAAGAAGCAGCCAGAAAGGAGAUUCCUCUGGAUAUGUACCGAAUUUUGGGAGUUGAACCUUCUGCUUCAGCAUCGGAUAUUAAGAAAGCAUAUCGGAAGGCUGCACUUAGGCAUCAUCCUGACAAGGCUGGUCAGUCCUUGGCAAGAAUUGAAAAUGGAGAUGAUUGGCUUCGGAAGGAGAUAGGAGAAGAAAUCCACAUGCAUGCUGACCGACUUUUUAAAAUGAUUGGGGAAGCAUAUGCAGUACUUUCGGACCCCACCAAGCGUUCACAGUAUGAUCUGGAAGAAGAGAUGAGGAAUGCCCAAAAGAAACACAAUGGAAGCAGCACAUCUAGGACAUACACUGAUGCUCAGAGCUAUCAGUUCGAAAGAAGUGGCAGUAGGGGACAAUGGAGAGGGGUUUGGAGAUCAUAUGGUAGAUAGAGUCAACUGCUUGGUACAGAUAUCAAUGACAAUCAUGUGGGCUUGCAUGAUAAGAAACUCCAAAGCAGAAUUGACUGUUGACAUUUUUGGAAUGGAAUUUCUGAUGAAAGUAAACUGGAUGAUGGGUAUGCAAUAUGUAUGUAGCUGCGUUUACAGAGUUAAGAGGGCUUGCUGAUGGGACAUUGCUUCAGCUACUGUUAAAGUCAUGGAAUGCAUGCAUGCAGAAGAAGGUACUGAAUGUUUAAAAGCUCUGGUAAAGAAUAUGGUUCUCUCCUGUGCAGGACCUAUAUUAAUUAAAGAAGUUGGGGAAAGAAACUGAUUUCUAUUGAGAGUUUGACAGAUGAUUAUAAGGUUGGGGGGUGGAACUUUUGAAUGUGACGACUCUGAUUUUUUUUUUUUUUUUUGGAAGGGAAGAAAGGUAAGAAGAGAGAAUACAAAAAAACUGUUAUUUUUUUUUAAAAAUUUUUCACGAGAUAGGAGAAACAAAGGCAUUGCUAACUGUUUGAGGUGUGUAAAUUUACCGGCAAUUUGUAUAGAUGAAAAGUGAACCCUGCAAUCAAGAGUUUAUUUAUUUAUUUA